GCAUCUCAUUCGCGGCGGGGCCAAUUUCUCUUCUUCCCAAACUCCACUCGACCUACAAAAAAAAGAGAGAGAGGGGGAAAAAAAAACGAGAUUUGCGUUUGCGAUUGUUCUCCCGUAUUUCAAACACGUUUUACCGGCUAAAAACCUCCACGCGGCUAUUCGGGUGCCCUUUAUUGCCUUGCUCGAAGUAGGAAGCUGCCGCGAUUUGAUUGUUUGGUGAGGGAGAAUAAGAACGCUCGCGGUCUUUGUUCAUUCAUUUCAUCGCUCGGGUUCCCUUUGUUGAACGAGCAUGGGAGCACAAAUCUCCAAAAACGCCGGAAAGGAGGAAGCCGCGGUGGAGAAGCCCGGCGAGGCUGCGGCUGCUACGGCAGCGGCCAAGACUAAUGGCCAGGAGAACGGCCACGCCAAAACCAACGGUGAUGCCUCCCCAGCAACAGAGGAGGCCAACAAGGCCGAGGUCCAGGCCAACGGCAGCACCCCCACCGAGGAGGCGCCAAAGGAGGAUGGUGACAAGGCGGAGGAAGCUGAGAAGGAGCCAGAGGCCGCCGCCACAAACGGCGAGGCCGCUGCCAAGCCUGAGGAAACGACCGAAGACAGCAAGCAGAAGAAGAAGCGCUUCUCCUUCAAGAAGCCGUCCUUCAAGCUGAGCGGGUUCUCCUUCAAGAAGACCAAGAAGGAGUCCGAAGAGGAGGAGAAGGCGGAAGAAGAGAAGGCGGAAGGGGAGAAGGCACCAGCCCAGGAAGAAGGAGCAGCGGCAGCGGUGGAGGAGGAGAAGGCCGAAGGAGAAAAGGCGCCGGCCAAGGAAGAGGUCAAGGAAGUGGCCGUGCCCGAGGAGCCCAAAGCUGAUGAAGUGGCAAAGGAGGAAAAACCAGCUGAGGCUUCUUCACCAGCCGAACCCGAGGUCGCCGCAGCUGCCAGUCCAGAGGCCCCCGUCACCCCUGCCCCUGCUGAAUAAUUCUACUGAAGAACACGCCGGAAUGAAGGAGGCCCAUGAAGCCCAUCUGAAAGAAUGCGAGGAUUUGUCUGAAACCAGGGAUUUAGUUUUUCUUUAUUUUAUUUUUUUGUCUGUUUACUUCAUUUUUACACAUCUCAUCCACAAUGACUGCAAUGUAGGUUCUGGGACGAGCUUCCCCGGCCCUGUGCUUGCAUUCGUGGGUGAACGUGCAACUGUGAGCUCGAAUGUUUUUUCUUUUUUUCUUUUUUUUCGACAUCAUGCUGACCUAUUUAAUUCAAGUAUUUGGUGCUGGGCUAAUUGGAUGUAGCAGCUAAAGUUGUGCGUGUACUGUGCAGCGAAUCAAACAAAUAAAGGGAGAAAAAAACAAGCCCUCACACAAGUCUUAAAACAAAAUGUCGUCGUUUACAACUCUCGUGGACCACAAGCGUUCCCCUCUUGGCGGAACUAGAUUUAGCAACCAAACAAAUCUAACAAUAAUAUAGGUGCUUAUCACUUCCUCUGCCGUUUUAGACUCCGUCAUUUCCAAACUGUAGUAAUGCACGUUGUAUAGACUUUGAUAUUGCUGGUUUUAUGACUGAAAUGUACCUAAAUGACAUUUUUAACCCAUUGUAAAUGACUGUUUUCUUGUUAUUUUUUUUCUCCACCAUUUGUAAGACGAAAUAAAACUGGGAGAUGUUUUAAGCAAAAGCAAAACAGAAAAACCAACAAAAAAAUGAUCAAGCUGUGAUGAUUAUAUAACACUUCAUCUAUAGACUAGUACAUUUUAGAUAGGACAUCUUUUUUCUUCUUUUGUACAUAAAGAUUGAAUGUAACAUUGGCUACAACAUGGUAUUUGGGUGGUGACUUUCUGUGAGCACUGAAGAAUAAAGGAAAGUGUGAAUUGGCA
This is a messenger RNA of Syngnathus acus (greater pipefish), 1841 nucleotides long. RefSeq names its product myristoylated alanine-rich protein kinase C substrate b (gene marcksb). The record is from RefSeq and is a predicted model, not a curated record. The coding region runs from base 290 to 955 and encodes 221 amino acids. The transcript has 2 exons. Gene Ontology annotation, biological process: actin filament organization; central nervous system development. Gene Ontology annotation, molecular function: calmodulin binding; actin filament binding. NCBI's taxonomy places the organism in Eukaryota, Metazoa, Chordata, Actinopteri, Syngnathiformes, Syngnathidae. Gene Ontology annotation, cellular component: plasma membrane; cytoplasm; actin filament bundle.